This is a messenger RNA of Diospyros lotus (date-plum), 1135 nucleotides long. RefSeq lists its product as uncharacterized. Lineage: Eukaryota; Viridiplantae; Streptophyta; Magnoliopsida; Ericales; Ebenaceae. The record is from RefSeq and is a predicted model, not a curated record. The transcript is spliced from 2 exons. Bases 75 to 926 code for a protein of 283 amino acids.
GCUCUGCAUAUGAAAGCCAUUAAUUCAACCUUCAUAACUCUCUCCAUGCCGGCCCCCCUAUUCCCUGCUUUCCCAUGGCCCAAAUCCCACCUAAACCAAAACCCAGGACCAGAACCACUAAUUGCUUUCUGGGUUGCUUCGGAUUUUCCCGGAAAGUUCCCUACAAUAUGAGGGCGAAAGACCCUCCACCCGACCGCCGGGGAAAGAUCCGGUGGUUUGCUUGGCCGCGGUUCCGGAUAAAGAAGUACGUCGACACAAAGACUGUCCCCGUCGAUUCUUCCACGGUGCCGGAGAAGCCCCGCCUGAGCUCCAAACACCAGGCUCCGGCCACUGCCAAGAUUCCGGCGGCUGUUCCCGAUCAAGCUCUGAAUAACGGCGGGGCCCUCGAGGCGACGUCGGAGACAGGCGGGGAGAUCAUCCCCGGUGUUGGCGAAAGAUCGAAUGACGUGGGAUCAGUAGACAGUAACACGUGCCGAAAACGGCUAUUCAUCGGCCGGAAAAGCCUCGAUAAAAAGACCAGCGGCAGCCAUCCCAACUCGCCGGAGAACCGGCCCAAGGCAACCCGGUCCACCAGCACGCUAUCUCACGCGCUCUCCUUCCCGCCCCCAAAGCGCAAGAAGAGGGCGCCUGAACCGCCGCGGGAGAGCGAGAAACGGGCCGGAAAAUUGUCGCCGGCGGUCGGAAUGUCAAUGAUAACAGUGACCCUGAUCAUAAUAUUGCUCUGGGGCAGGCUCUGUGCCAUCAUCUGCACUUCUGCCUUCUUUUACUUCAUUCCCCGGUUAAGAACCAAUCCAAAUUCUGAUACCCCAAACAAGAACAAAUCAAAUCAGAUAAUCGAGGAUCUGAUUUACGAGGAGCACAAGAAGAAGGUGGUGUUUGAAGGCUUCUUGGAGAGAGAUCACCGGAGUAAGUUGAGAAACCUAUAGCCUAUAUAUGAUUUUCUUUUCUUUACUUUCCUUUCCUUUCCUCCAUUUUCUCGGAAAACGGUGGUGUAGUGUAAAUUGAAUGUAUAGGGUUGGUCAGCAGCUGCUUGAACAUUGGGGUGAAAGCCUGUAAUUUUGGAGAAAUUCCACCUUUUCGAACUACAUUGGUAUCUUAUAUACAAAUGAAUAAUUAUACGAAAGCUUUUUCUUGA